UAAAAUUCGACGAAUUUCAGAAAGAUGAGAGAAUUUUAACUGUCAAAAGAAAAAACCAGUGGAAGAGAUAGUGAGCAAAAGAGAAAAAAAACACAGUCAUGGCUUCUCACUCAAAUCUAUCCUCCUUUCUCUCCCCUCCUCCUGCAUCAUCUUCUUCUACACCAAAAUCAUAUCUACACCCACUAAACCUCUCACAAACCAGGUUCCCACAAAAUGGAUACACAAGGACUAACUCCAAUUCUCCUCCCCGUUUCAUUUGCUCAGCAGCUGGUCAAACAGGGUUCUUUUCAAAACUAGGAAGGUUACUUAAAGAGAAAGCUAAAAGUGAUGUUGAGAAAAUCUUCUCUGGGUUUUCAAAAACUAGAGAAAAUCUCUCUGUAAUUGAUGAGCUUCUUAUGAUGUGGAAUUUGUCUGAUACUGAUAAAGUUUUAGAUGAGCUUGAAGAGGCUUUACUUGUUUCUGAUUUUGGUCCUAAAAUUACAUUUAAGAUUGUUGAUAGUUUAAGGGAGGAUAUCUUAAGUGGGAAGCUCAAAUCUGGUACUGAAAUUAAGGAAGCUUUGAAGAAAUUUGUGCUUGAUUUGCUAACAAGCAAACAAGGGAAUAAGUCAGAACUUCAACUUGGGUUCAGGAAACCGGCGGUAAUUAUGAUUGUUGGUGUAAAUGGAGGAGGGAAGACUACUUCAUUAGGAAAGCUUGCAUUUAGAUUAAAGAAAGAAGGGGUAAAGAUAUUAAUGGCAGCUGGUGAUACAUUUAGAGCAGCUGCUGGUGAUCAAUUGGAAAUUUGGGCCGAGAGAACAGGCUCAGAAAUAGUUAUGCCUGAAAAUGAUAAAGCUAAAGCUUCAGCAGUUCUUUCACAGGCUGUCAAAAGAGGAAAACAAGAGGGUUAUGAUCUAGUUUUGUGCGACACAUCUGGACGAUUGCACACUAACUUCGACCUGAUGGAAGAAUUGAUAACCUGCAAGAAAUCUCUCGGUAAAGUGGUUGCAGGUGCCCCAAAUGAAAUCCUGCUUGUUCUGGACGGAACAACUGGUCUAAAUAUGCUCCCACAAGCGCGAGAGUUUAACGAAGUGGUUGGUAUUACAGGUUUAAUAUUGACGAAACUUGACGGUUCUGCUAGAGGUGGUUGUGUGGUCAGCGUCGUGGAUGAACUUGGCAUCCCGAUAAAGUUUGUGGGUGUUGGCGAGGGAGUUGAAGACUUGCAACCGUUCGACGCCCAGGCCUUUGUUGAUGCCAUUUUCUCUUAAGAUUUUACCGAAAAAUGGGGUGCCAAGGAGGUCCUGGGGAAAGGAAUUGGUCGAGAUGAUGAUACUCAUUCGGUGCAGCAGAGAAACCAAAGAAUGCCUGAACCCCAAAAAUGAAGGCAGUCUCCCAAAAUUUUGUGGUACAGUAUCUGAACGGGACAUGAGUUACAAGCAGUGGAUGCAAAAUAAAGUCCCAUGUUAUCUAACACUCAAUCUGCCAAACAUUGAAUUUUGAAGAUGGUUUACAAGUAUACAUGAGUUGGGAACACGCUCCCUGGGAUCAAUGUGUUUUAGUUUGUUUACUGAAAACAUUCAUUCAUGUAUGAAUACCAUACUGAGUAAACAAAAUCCAUACUCAUCUAUUUUGAAUGCAAAUCAGUUAAUUUUGUACAA
This is a messenger RNA of Papaver somniferum (opium poppy), 1634 nucleotides long. RefSeq names its product cell division protein FtsY homolog, chloroplastic-like. The transcript has 12 exons. Bases 99 to 1244 code for a protein of 381 amino acids. The record is from RefSeq and is a predicted model, not a curated record. Gene Ontology annotation, cellular component: membrane. NCBI's taxonomy places the organism in Eukaryota, Viridiplantae, Streptophyta, Magnoliopsida, Ranunculales, Papaveraceae. Gene Ontology annotation, molecular function: signal recognition particle binding; GTPase activity; ATP hydrolysis activity. Gene Ontology annotation, biological process: SRP-dependent cotranslational protein targeting to membrane.